AUGAAGAACGCGGAAAAUCAGAAUGAGACGAUUUCUGAUGAUGUUCUUGAGUGCAUUUACGGAGACGAUGUUGAAGGACUUAAAAAGUAUAAAGAAUCUGUUGCAAAGGCCAAGGAAAGCGGCGAAAGCAAUGAAUCUCUGAUCGUUAAGGAUAUUUCCAAGGCCGUCGCAAAAUCGCACGGACGCCGCAAGAAACUCGGCGCAUAUCCAGACCCUCUUCCCGAAAAGGAUGAUGAUAACAUACUUAUUCGCGGCGCAUGGCUUGAACGCGGCGGGUCGGCAUUCAUUGUCUCCACAGCCGGAACAGGUAAAUCAAUUUGGGUGACUCAAUUCGCGAUCUCGCUCAUGCACGGUGUUCCGUUCAGCGGCCUGCAGUCGUGGAACCCGUUGAAGUUCUGGCUCAUACAAUCGGAGGACAGCGACCGCCGCGUGGCGAUUGACCGCAAUGACAUCAGCGAAGGCCUUGCUGACAUGUGGGCGGAACACGCCGAGUUUUCGCAAAUUGACUGGCGCGAAACCGCCAACAACCUUGAAACCGUUGACUUCACGGGGCUUACGGGCCCUGCGUUCCUUGAGCAGCUUCGCAUCGAACUCACAUCCGCAAAGGACGACGGCGACCUUCCGGACGCUAUUAUCAUCAAUCCGUUCAUGGAUUACCUCGGCGCGGAUGUCUCUUCCAAUCCGGAUGUGACGGCGUUUCUGUCUGGAGGCCUGCUCGCCGGCAAGCGCACAGAAGGAUUGCGCUCGAUUAUCCGCGACUUCAACAUCGGACUUCUCGUUGUCCACCAUACUGGGAAACCGCCGACGGACAAGGAGCUUGCGUCGUGGAUCAUGUCGGAUAUGCCCGAGUACAAGGCGUGCGGAGCAUCCUAUACGACGAACUGGGGCCGCUCGUUCAUUACGAUGAUGAAGAUCCCGAAGAUGGAAGGAUUCGUUAUGCUGACCGCCGGCAAGAACGGAGGCGGUCUCGGAUGGCCCACGGUUGAGGGUGCGCGUCGCAUCUUCCUCAAAUGGGAUGAUGGUGAUUCCUGCGGAGGCACGGGGCGCCGUCACUUCUGGAAGCUUGUUGAAGGCGACGAGUACCAAGAGUGCGUUGAUACGAUUGAAAAUCUCUGCAAGAAAGGAAAGAAAACCGAGGAACGCGCGAAUGACGAGCAGAACGCACGUUUUAUCGCGGAAGCACUCAUUGAUCGCCCCACCGCAAGUAGUGAUGUCGAAAGCGUUAUCGUCGAUCAGCUUCAUAUUAUGAAUCAUACGGCAUUCCGCACGGCGUUCAAGUUCAUGCGAGACAACUCCGAGCGUUACGGCAUUGUGUGCGAAAAGAAGAGUAAUGGUGGACGCGGAAGUGGACGAGGAAAGGUGGUACGACAGGUGAAGCUCAACCCGACAGUUCUUGCAACCAUCCACGCAGAGCUUGCAGCCCCGGUGCCGUUUUGCAUCGUCAUAGACUCCAACGAGCAGACACCGCUUCAGUUCCCGAAUACCGUACCGACGGUCCGUCAGAAGAUUUAUCCAGGCGAUUACUCAAUUGUCGGACUGACAAAUCGCUUUGCUAUCGAGCGUAAAUCCCUUGAAGAUCUCGUCGGUUCGCUUCUUGGCUCUGAAAUUCAAUCGACCGGCGUAAAGCGUUAUCGCCGCGACAAGUUGACCGAAGAACUCCUCGCCAUGCGCGACUUCAAGUUCAAGUGCCUCUGCUGCGAGGAGCCGCGUUCCCGCCUUGAAUCGCAUUGGUAUAAGUCCACCGUUCCUCCGCACAACAUCAUGGGGAUGAUCUUCGACUUGGAGGCCUAUACAGGAGUUCAGGUCAAGUUCUUCGAGGGGCGCGAGCAAAUGGCGCGAUGGAUUGCCUAUGAGGCGCUCCAAUUCUGGAAGACCGAACACGGCCUCUCAUCGUUCAAGCCGCAUUUGAAACCGGAGCGGCUGAAUCCAAAGAGAAUUGAAAUGCCCAAACCUCCAAAGAAACAAGACAAUAAAUAA
This is a messenger RNA of Cylicocyclus nassatus, 1977 nucleotides long. The record is from the annotation of a GenBank genome assembly. NCBI's taxonomy places the organism in Eukaryota, Metazoa, Nematoda, Chromadorea, Rhabditida, Strongylidae.